Molecule: messenger RNA, 627 nt
Organism: Salvia hispanica
Lineage: Eukaryota; Viridiplantae; Streptophyta; Magnoliopsida; Lamiales; Lamiaceae
Biological process (GO): defense response to other organism
Source: RefSeq, a predicted model, not a curated record
AUGGAAGAGAGAAGAGAGCAAGAGAAGCCGCUCAGCCCUUUUCCACCGGAGGAGCUCAUAUCACACCGCCGCCAGCGUUGCCUCAAGUGCUGCGGCUGCUCCGCCGCGCUUCUCCUAAUCCUAGCCGUCACAAUUCUCAUCCUCAUGCUCACCAUCUUCAACGUGAAGCAUCCAACGCUCGAGAUCACCUCGGUCAAAAUCGACGGCCUCGAUUCGUUAUCCAACGACACCAAUAACAACAACAACAACACCAACCCGACGCUGGCGGCCGGCGUCUCGAUCAAGAACCCCAAUGCGGCGUCGUUCAAGUUCCACGAGGCGGCCACGGAGGUGUACUUCGACGGCACGCUGGUGGGAGAGGGCAGGGCGCCCGCAGGGGAGGCGGGGCCGAGGAGGACGCGGAGGGUGGAUGUUUUGGUUGAUUUGGUGGUUGGUAGAUUGGUGGGAGUGUCGAGAUUUGAGAGUGAUUUUGAGAGAGGGGGUUUGGAGAUCAGUGUGUAUACAAGAGUGAAAGGGGUGGUUAAGGUUACAAAUGUUAUAAAGAGGAGUUUUGUGGUGAAUAUCACAUGUGGUAUGAAUGUUGAUCUCAGAAGCAAGGUUGUCCAAGAUAGGAGUUGCACUUUGUGA